Molecule: messenger RNA, 4042 nt
Organism: Amphibalanus amphitrite
Lineage: Eukaryota; Metazoa; Arthropoda; Thecostraca; Balanomorpha; Balanidae
Product: protein Wnt-2-like
Exons: 6
Coding region: 1945-3090 (381 amino acids)
Biological process (GO): canonical Wnt signaling pathway; multicellular organism development; cell fate commitment
Cellular component (GO): extracellular region
Molecular function (GO): cytokine activity; frizzled binding
Source: RefSeq, a predicted model, not a curated record
GUAUCGGACAGCUCUGCUGCGGUAACGUGUUGGACCAGUGUCGACGUGAUCCACUCUCAGGUGCCGGGCUGGCGCCCCGGGAGGACGCGCGUGACCCCGCGUCGUGACGUCGUGACGCGACGGACGUGACGUCACCGGGUCGUGACGAGACGCCGUGUCUGUGACGUGACCGGGCUGGCGGCGAGCCGGGAGGCACCUCCAUCGGGCGUGGCGUGACAGACGAGAUCGGCCCGCGCCCUCGGAAUGGUCGUCCGCCGCGGCACGCCCAGGUAGAUCGAAUUGAAACUUCCUUGUCAAGAUUGACGCUUCAUGGGCAUAGCUCGAAUAGUGAUGAAUCAAUCACGGGCUGUCGCUAACUGUUGUAGAUGCGAGUAGUUAGACCGUCCUGUUGGCGUGUGAUUGUCUAUAAUCCACUGUCGUUUCUGGGUGGUCCCUCUCUAUCGACCGUGGCGAGUGCUCCGCGCUGUAAUUCCGCUUCAACACCUCGUCUGUCGCCGCCGCCGGCCGCCCGGCGCAAUGAAAAGCGUGUCGGCCGGUAGACUACCGCCAUUACUCUCCCAAACAAACUGGUUUUGGCCGCCAAUUGGCGCUUCUCGGUGCUGCAGCGCGGCUCCACAGAGGCGGGCGCUGCUCCGAGCGAUGGAUGCAAAACGGUGGGGCGUGUCAGCCGACGGCACUGAUCGCGACUGAUUCCGCAUGGGCCCGCACUGGCUAAUGGCCCGUUCGGAGCGGCCUUGGGGUAAAUGUUCCACCGGGAGCUACUUUGUCCGUGAGUACUGGCCGUACUGAGCUGUCUCAGCUUCGGUAAUUUCCGCCGGAAUAAUGUAGAAAUGCCAACGGCUGGGUGGCGCUAAUCCGGACAGUCUGACCGAGAAGCUUGUCCUGACCCACCAGACAACAGGUAGGUCUCUGGUCAGCCUUGGACAGCCGUCUUCAAAGGACCAGCGCCCUUAUGCGCGCUGGUCAAUCCCCACUGGAAGCCAUGGGCUUUAUAGUUCACGUGCAACCGCUCACUUGGAUUAAACUCAUCAGAUUCAGAAGUUGAGUUGAACAGAGAGCUGAGGGUCCGUUCAGUCCACGUGGUUUGUGUGGUUAUUCUCGUCUGUCCACGUGGAGGUCGCUCAGCCCCCGCAGCUGUUUGGCUAGGUCAGCUGAGCUGAAGACCCGUUCUCCUCCCGUGACUGCGGAUCGGUCGGCUGAGUUGAGCACCUCCUCCCGUGACCGCGAGUCGUUCGGCCACCCACUCGCCUCUCGCGGCGCGCCGUGCCGUGUGCGGACAGGUGGAGCCGCCGGCGGCACCGGCUGCUCCCCUGGCACGGACCGCACUGCCGCCGCCGCCGCCACCGCGGCUCAGUCUUCCGACGAACGUCGAACCGGCAACACGGUGAACGGACUCUCUGCAAAGCCGACAGAGCACCUGUCGCGGGUGACGUUAAGACCGAACCACGUGGAGGUGUGAGACAUCACGUGCCGACCCGUGCCGUUUCGUGUCACGUAGCAUCCGGUGCCACGUGCCGCUACGUGCCGUUCCGUGUCCCGUGCCGUGCAGCCGUCCAGACGGUCUGUAUUUACCUGUGCGGCGCCCGGUAAGGUGACUGGCGGGUGGACAGUGACUGUGUGAAAUCCUCGGACGGCGCCGGCGCCGCCCGCGGUGAUUGUCAUUCGUCCAGGAGGCAGGAGCUCUCCAUCAGCUCCUGUCGGUGGGGCGGCGCGCACGGGGCGGCCAGUCGACGGGAGUGGGAGUGGAGACAGUCGACACGGUCCGCGCUGACCGAGACAGAGCUGAGAGUGAGGAUUAGGGCGGUCAGGAGCGGGCCGUGAGCUGUCGGUGGUGCCGUGAGCCGUGUGAGAUCCGGUGAGCGCCGUGUGAGAUCCAGCCGGCGGGUGAGAGGGGCCGUAUGGUGCGUCCCGGCCCGCCGCCGCCGGGGCCAUGGUGACUGGUAAAUGAUGCGUGCGGCCGGCGCCCACUCGGCCCUGCUCCCGCUGCUGUUGGUGAUGGUGACCGUGACGUGGUGCUCCCGGCUGGUGCCGCGCCGGUCGGAGGUGGUCCCGCUGUGUGACCGGGUGUGUGAAGGACCGCUGGUCCCGUGCGAGCGCGGUACUGCAGACCACCAGGACCACAUUCACUACAGGCCCAGGCGGCCGCUGCCGGUGUCCCGCUCGUCGUGUGGCCGGGUGCGCGGUCUGACGUCGCGCCAGCGCCGCUUCUGCCGCCGCCACCCGGACCUGCUGCAGGCCCUGCUGAGCGGCUACCAGCUGGGCGCCUCCGACUGUCGGCACCGCUUCCGACUGCACCGCUGGAACUGCGCCGCGCUCGGCCGGCACCUCGACUUCGGGCACGUCCAGGUCAGAGGUACCCGGGAGGCGGCCGUUAUGUACGCCCUGCAGAGUGCCGCCGUGACGCACUCCCUGUACGCCGCCUGUCGGAGAGGUACCGUGGAAGGCUGCGCGUGCCGCCGGCCGGGCCCGGACACCCGUGCCGUGGACUUUUGGAAGUGGUCCGGCUGCGGAGAGGGCCUCUCUCACAGCGGCCGGCAGGCGCGCCGCUUCCUCAACGCCAGGGAGACAGAGGGGGACGCGCGCAGCCUCAUGAACCGGCACAACAACCGCGCGGGGGUCAAGGCGGUGACGGGCGGCCGCCGACGGCGCUGCCACUGCCACGGCCCCUCCGGCAGCUGCUCCCUGCGCACGUGCUGGAUGGACGCGCCCUCCAGCUUCUCGGUGAUCGGGGACCGACUGCAGCAGCAGCUGGACAGCUCGCAGCUGGUGCACUUGGUGCAGCUGCCCACCGGCAAACGCCGGCUGCGGGCUGUGGAAGGUGACCUUACCGAACGCCUGGAGCGGCGGAGACUGGUGCACCUGGAGCCGUCACCGACCUACUGCGACCCCGAUCCGGAGAGGGGCCACAACGGCACCGUCGGCCGCGUGUGUCGAAAGAACCGCUCCCUUCCUGGCAGCUGCGAGUACAUGUGCUGUGGCCGAGGCUACAACAUACAGAUCACCUACCGGCGCUACUGCUGUAACUUCCACCAGCGACCCGGGCGACCUACAGAGUGUCGGCAGAGGACGCGACUGCGAAAGUGCCAGUGACCGGCCGAGAGCGGCCUAGGUGCGAGUUAGAGCGGCCGAGAGCGGCCUAAGUGUGUGGUUACAGCGCGGCGGCCGCGGGAACAGUGCCAGUGAAUUCGGGCUAACGUAUUUCUACAAAUAACUACUACGGCGAAAGCCGUAGUAGUUAUUUAACGUGUUCGGUCAGGAAGUGUCCACGGAAGAGCCAGGAGCCAAGGAGCCAAGACAGAGCGCCCGGAAAGUGAAGCUGUGCCGUCGAUCGGUUGUAGGAAAUGUUAUUGAACAGGAAGGAAUGAAGGGUGGAAAGGUGGAGGGGAAAACCGGUGAAACGUGGCGAUACUGAGGUGCUCAAGCAGUGUCUAUCGUGUCAAAAGUGACGCAACUGUGAGAGAUCUGAAGCCUUCCUGACAGAUCUGAUGGGAGAUCUGCUCACCCAGCCCCCAUACGAUCGGCAUGACAGUGAUGCGUAUUGUGACCUGAACUGCCACCUGAAAUGACUAUAUUGAUGACAUUUAGUCGUGACAUCUUUUGAUGGCGCCUGCCAUGACGUGUUUGAUGGUGAAGUGUCGCAGGACGAACUCGUGUCUCAUGUUUCAUUUUUCUUUUAUUUCCUCAACCCCAUGACAGCGCUCGCUGUCCUUAGUCAGCUGUCACCGACUCUCUAUAUUAGAUCUCAUGAGGCAGCUUUUCGAGGCGUUGUGCAGCCCGCCCCCACCCCUUCUAACGUACUCAGUGCUGGCGGAAAUGAGAGCACGUCCAACAUACGGGUUCACCGAGUCUGGCCACUCGGUGACUCUGACUCUUACUCCCGAGUCACCGGACCCUGAACCUGGAAGAGGGCUCUCACGACUGACUAAAAGUGAUGGAGUCGUAGCUCGUCAGCGCCCGUCCGCUGCGGGGCGAGCAAAGUCAUUCCGACUAAUGUUUCAUAUAGGUGCUCUCGAAGUCGUAAUAAAUAUAUAGGUACUUGCAA